AUGGGGCGGGCGGCGCUGGCGCUGUGGACGGUGGUGGCCGCCGCUGCCGUAUGGCCUUCGGGAGCGGCGGCGGGGGGGCCAGCAGAUGCCAAGUGGAAAAGAAUAACUGAUCAAAUUAACAGAGCUGUAGAAGUCUAUAAGCCAUGUGUAAAGGAGAAUUGUAGCUGCCACCAAAGUGUCUGGAAACAGGACCUGGCUCCUUUUCAAAGUGGCAUUUCCAAAGAGGCAAUAUCAGACGUGGUGAGCCGGAAGCUCGGGACGCACUACCAAAUCAUUAAGAACAAGCUGUACCGUGAACAUGACUGCAUGUUCCCUGCAAGAUGCAGUGGAGUUGAGCAUUUCAUUCACGAGAUCAUCAACCGCCUCCCUGACAUGGAAAUGGUGAUUAAUGUGAGAGACUACCCCCAGGUCCCCAAGUGGAUGAAACCCAUUAUCCCAGUCUUCUCCUUCAGUAAGACAGCUGAAUACAAUGAUAUAAUGUAUCCUGCCUGGACGUUUUGGGAAGGAGGACCGGCUGUUUGGCCAAUUUACCCAACAGGUUUGGGGCGCUGGGACCUCAUGAGAGAAGACCUCAGAAGAUCUGCAGAAAAAUGGCCGUGGAAGAAAAAAAUCUCUAAAGGAUAUUUCCGAGGGUCCAGGACGAGCUCCGAAAGGGAUCCCCUCAUUCUGCUGUCCCGAGAAAACCCAGAACUCGUUGAUGCAGAGUACACCAAAAACCAGGCUUGGAAAUCUGAGAAGGACACCUUGGGGAAGCCUCCUGCAAAAGAAAUUCCACUGGUUGAUCACUGCAAAUACAAGUAUCUGUUUAAUUUCCGGGGAGUGGCCGCCAGUUUCCGUUUGAAACACCUCUUCCUGUGUGGUUCACUCGUCUUUCACGUUGGAGAAGAGUGGUUGGAGUUCUUCUAUCAACAGCUGAAGCCCUGGGUCCACUACAUCCCAGUCAGAUCAGAUCUCUCUGAUGUCAGGGAGCUGUUGCAGUUUGCAAAGGAAAAUGACAACAUAGCACAGGAAAUUGCAGAGAGGGGACGCCAAUUCAUCACUGAACACUUGCAGAUGGAGGAUGUCUCUUGCUACUGGGAGCAUCUGUUGUCAGAAUAUUCCCAAACCUUGACUUACAAAGUGAAAAGGAGGAAGAACUACAGUGAGAUCACUUCUGAAUGGUUGAAAACAGAACUGUAGAGACUUCUCUGCUUUUUCCUUCAGCUCAAACUGAUCUCUCUGGAAAUCUGAAGAUGGGUGUAUCUUCUUUCCAGUUCUCUCAGAUUUAUUAUUCUUUACACUAAAACUGCAGAGAGCACCAA
Molecule: messenger RNA, 1301 nt
Organism: Centrocercus urophasianus (Greater sage-grouse)
Lineage: Eukaryota; Metazoa; Chordata; Aves; Galliformes; Phasianidae
Gene: POGLUT1
Product: protein O-glucosyltransferase 1
Exons: 11
Coding region: 1-1179 (392 amino acids)
Biological process (GO): protein O-linked glycosylation; positive regulation of Notch signaling pathway
Cellular component (GO): endomembrane system
Molecular function (GO): UDP-xylosyltransferase activity; UDP-glucosyltransferase activity
Source: RefSeq, a predicted model, not a curated record